AUGUUUGGCGAUGGGAAAUUAUGUGCUUGUAAGCCGAUUAGCGAGCCAGAUUUGGCUUCGUUUAUAGCAGAUUGUGUGUUAAGUACUGAUAAAAUUAACCAGAUUUUGCCAAUUGGUGGACCUGGGAAGGCGUUGACGCCAUUGGAGCAAGGGGAGAUGUUGUUUAAACUCGCGGGAAAGAAACCUAAUUUUAUUAAAGUCCCGAUUGAGAUUAUGGAUUUUGCUAUUGGGGUUCUUGAUUUUCUUGUGAAGAUAUUUCCUUCAAUGGAAGAUGUAGCGGAAUUUGGGAAGAUAGGGAGGUAUUAUGCAGCUGAAAGUAUGUUGGUUUAUGAUCCUGAAACUAAGGAAUACAAGGCUGAGGAAACACCAAGUUAUGGAGAAGAUACAUUGGAAGAUUUCUUUAAAAGGGUGCUUGAAGAAGGGAUGGCUGGGCAAGAACUUGGAGAGCAAAUAAUUUUUUGA
Molecule: messenger RNA, 462 nt
Organism: Lactuca virosa
Lineage: Eukaryota; Viridiplantae; Streptophyta; Magnoliopsida; Asterales; Asteraceae
Source: the annotation of a GenBank genome assembly